Messenger RNA from Dalotia coriaria, 2045 nucleotides. RefSeq lists its product as uncharacterized. The record is from RefSeq and is a predicted model, not a curated record. The transcript is spliced from 5 exons. Lineage: Eukaryota; Metazoa; Arthropoda; Insecta; Coleoptera; Staphylinidae. The coding region runs from base 279 to 1925 and encodes 548 amino acids.
CGCGUCCGCCCGCCAUUCCACGUGCAACCAGUGCGCAGACCAGACCAUUUCAGUCUACACAUUCAGUCUACGAGAAUUGAUCUGCAAAGUGCAUUAAUACUCAUCACACAUAUUCAACAAUUCGACACGGUCAAGUACACCAUUCAACAAAAUAAAGCAAAGUUUUUUUAGCGUGCACAAGGUUUUUGAAUCUGUUAGUGCGUCUUCCACACAUCCCCAGUAUCCGGAGAAGAGAUAUUUUUAGCUUUUUGACAAAAUCAAUCAUUUUUGAUUCAACAAUGUUGUCGCAUAUUCAACAAGAGGAAGCCAAAUUGGACGCGAUGCAGCGAGUAUGGCAGACAUCUCGUCGUGCGACUACAAUGUCCUUUUUUGAGGACGCAGAUGCUGAGCGUGAACUUUUCGCCCUGCCACGACAGAAUUCCUGUGGUGGUCUAAUCACUAGAGGACAGUGUGCGUCACCACCUCCCUGUACACCUGCUUUGUGCGCUGAUUACGGACAGGAGUUUAAUGAAACAUUCCAAGAAGUAAAAACUGUUCAGGAUGGUACCACAAAGCGCCCUCACCGCAAAUCCACCGAAAAACCAUCGUCCCUGUUAUUGGAUGCAUCAGAAUGCGGUGAUUUCCCCGCACGUUACAUCAUCGCACCUGUUGAGGCUCAUCAGUUCCCCGUUUGCGGCGUGUACAUUGAUAACAGAGUAAUUCCAGGCUUCAAAUAUCGCGUGCGGCCAUUACCUGCGGUUGGAGAGGUAGUAAAACGCAAACAUGGCUUACCAUGCAUGUUCGGUGGGCGUGCGCUCACCCUUCAAAGCAUCGGACGUGGUUACGCGCGUCGUUUUACCUUCGAAGCGGACGAAAAUCACUUGAAUGACAACGACAACUAUUUCUGGAGCGACAACCGCCCUGAAGGAUAUGCAUUUGAAUUGGAGUUAAUCAGCGAAGGCGACAAGUUCACCAUCUUCGAUGCAAAUCGCGAGGCGCAGGGAACGCUGGAAGUCGUCAAACUCGAGGGACCACAGGUUGAAAUUAGCGGCAGCAUGUCGGCGCACUCGGUGGAAAAGCGCGUGCGAGUCAAGCUGAUCGCCAAGGUGGAGUUCUUCGAGACUGGCGUGGCGAAACCAACACCGGUGACAGGGGUAGCCGUAGCGAUUAAACAAGCUCGCACCCCGCAUGCAGUAGUCACACGUGUAAGCAAUGUGAUGAUUAAAGGCCACCGUUACAGUCUAUUGCCAGGAGUGGCAAAGGAACAUCGCCGUGCGACUGUACGCGGCGCUGAUUUAGGCGAUGUGCCAACUAAGUACACAAUGGCCGGCCUGGAGGCGUGCGAAAUCCCAGUGGUAGGCACGUAUGUAGAUGCGCGAGUCGUGCCUGGUUUCCAUUACCGCGUGCGACCGAAUGAUCGCUCCGAGCGACUCUUCGACGGGCGCACGUUGAAACUUCUUAGCAUCGGUAUGGGUUAUGCUAAGCGACUCACCUUUCAGCCGGACUCGCUUCUUGAGCCUGACAACUACCUCUGGUCUGACUCGCAUCCAGAUGGUUUGGGCUUAGAACCGCGCGCUGUGCACACCGGUAUGCGUUUUGCGAUCGUUACAAGCGACGGACAAAGACUGGGAGAUGCUUCAGUCUUCCGCGCUGAUAUGGCACAGAAAGAGGAGAGUAUGGAGCGCGUGCCCAGUGAAUCUCACCCUGGGCAUUAUGCGAUUGAAAAGCGUAUAUAUGUUGAUGUUAUGUGUCAUGUACGAUUGGCGUGCAUGGAUAGCGAGGAGCACUUGAUGAACAUUUGCGGUGUUGCUGUGUGCCGCAAGGAGCCGAAAUCGAAUGACUCGUACGUUGUACGAGUGGAGAACAUCGGCAUGGACUCACAGCUGAAACUGCUCUUCGCCUACAACCACACUGAUAUCACAUUCGUUCCAAUUGUUGUUAAAUAAUUUUCUUCACAGGGGUUUUCUUCGAAUUCUCUUUGAUCUGAUUAAUACAUUACGAUAUACUCUUUUAUAGGUACUUAAAACGUUAAUUUAUUUUACAAUAAAACUUUUGUUUGACUAUCA